AUGUCGAAAAAGCUACUGACUUCCUUGACGAAUUGCUCCAAGCACAACGAAGAGUUCAAGCUUUACUGUCAGGAAGACGAUGUUCCUGUAUGUGUCAUCUGUAUUGUGGCUGGACGCCAUAAGGCCCACUCAGUGGUUACUUUGAACGAGAUGCUCAAACAUGCUAAGUCAAUGUUGGAGUCACAGGCUGGAGACCUACAGACGCACAUGUCGUUGAUCCAAAACAAUAUCAAAUAUAUUGCCAACAACAUUGUUGAAGUGAACGCCUCAACAUCAAGACUUCAGAAGCAACUAUCUCAGAAGUACAGGGAUAUGAUUACAACAUUGAAGAGGGUGGAGGAUGAAACAAUGGCCAUUGUCAAAGCCGAACAGAUGAAAAUCAUUAACUCCUUAAAUGAAAGCAUAAGCAAGAGGGCCAGAAACAUCACUUUGGACGUGGAAACCUCCCAUCCGACCCUGGAGAUCACUGACGAUGGCAAAGCAGUUUCAGUCAGAGAAAAUCCUCUGGACAUUCCCUUGUCGCCGAAGCGAUUCACUCAAGUGACUGCCGUGUUGGCCUCUGAGGGGUUUAACACAGGGAAGCAUUACUGGGAAGUGACCGUGCAGGAUAAAUCCAAUUGGAGUGUGGGUAUCGUGAAAGAGUCCAUGCCUAGGGGCGAAAACAGCAAUCUUAUGAACAGCCCAUUAGCCUGGUCGGUGGCUUUCCAGCAGACACUGUACCUGGCGUGGCACAACAAUAUCUCCACGCCCCUGGAGGUGACCCGGCUGCAGAGGCUCGGCGUGUUCCUGGACUAUGAGGCGGGCCAGCUGGCUUUCUACAAUGCCAACACGAUGACACCACUGCACACGUUCUCCGAAUCCUUCACCGAAACCGUCUACCCGGCCUUUAAUCCAGGGAGGAGCAACGAUAAGAUGAGGAAAGCUAUUUUGAUCUUGCGGGAUGUUGGGAGUGUGUAG
Pristis pectinata (smalltooth sawfish) is the source of this 957-nucleotide messenger RNA. RefSeq names its product E3 ubiquitin-protein ligase TRIM39-like. The transcript is spliced from 4 exons. Lineage: Eukaryota; Metazoa; Chordata; Chondrichthyes; Rhinopristiformes; Pristidae. The coding region runs from base 1 to 957 and encodes 318 amino acids. Gene Ontology annotation, molecular function: zinc ion binding; protein binding. The record is from RefSeq and is a predicted model, not a curated record.